UUGUUCAUCAAGAAUUGGUGGCAAACGUUAGACCCAUCAAACAAAAUCUCUAUCUCUCUCUCUUUCUUUCUGUUUCUUCAUUUCUCUCACAACAUGAUUUUGCAGAUGCGGCACAAGCUAUCAGAAUAUUUGGUACUGUGGUAGCUAUCUGUGUACUUUGGUGGCCCUAGUUUUGUCCACCAUGAACUUGGAGUUUCGUGGUAAAAUCCCUUGGUUAAAUGCUCAAUUGAACACAGAUUCGGUGGCUAAUUCAGUUCCUACCAAAACUUACACUGAACAACCUAAGCAAGAAUCUAGCAAUGAUCCCAAAUUGUCCUUCCUUUCAUUGUUUCCUUGGGCAAACAGUGGUGGAGACAAGUUUCAAAGGCCAUCUACUAUCAAUAAAGGGUUAAAGAGGCAAGCACAAAAAGAUACUGAGGCCACUCCUUUACGCUUCAGGCCUUAUGUGUGUAAGGUUCCAUGGCACACAGGGGUUAGGGCAUUUCUUUCUCAGCUGUUCCCUAGAUAUGGACAUUACUGUGGACCAAAUUGGUCAAGUGGGAAAGACAAAGGGUCUCUUGUUUGGGACCGGCGACCGAUAGAUUGGUUGGAUUUCUGCUGUUACUGUCAUGAUAUAGGGUAUGAUACUCAUGAUCAAGCCAAGUUGCUGAAGGCUGACUUAGCCUUUCUUGAGUGUUUGGAGAAGCAGCAUGGGAGUACUAAAGGAGACCCUCAUAUUGCUCUUCUUUAUAAGACAAUGUGUGUUAAUGGUCUGAGGAAUUUUCUGAUACCAUACAGAAGGAAUAUUGUGAAUCUACAACAGUCUGGGCAACCCUUGAUUCAGUUUGGAUGGCUAAGCAAUUUGAGAUGGAAAACUUGGAACUUUCAGAAAACUAACAGAUUGAGCUCAGUGAAGGGAAGUACUGGCUCAUAACUUAUGUAUUUCAUCAAAUUUUGAAAAUAUGUUGCCCUAUCUAUCUUUAGUUUUUAAACCUUAGUUUGCUAGAGCAUGCUUCUAAUUGUCAUGGCUUCUGCAUUUUGUAUAGAAUAUAGUGUACAUAGCUGGUUUUGUAAAUUGCAAUCUUUGGUGUUAUGUAACAUGUUCUUCCUUAAUAACAUUGUCUGCGGUGGUAUUGUUAGUCA
Messenger RNA from Cajanus cajan (pigeon pea), 1122 nucleotides. RefSeq names its product Phospholipase A2 family protein. Gene Ontology annotation, biological process: phospholipid metabolic process; arachidonate secretion. Lineage: Eukaryota; Viridiplantae; Streptophyta; Magnoliopsida; Fabales; Fabaceae. The record is from RefSeq and is a predicted model, not a curated record. Gene Ontology annotation, molecular function: A2-type glycerophospholipase activity.